Messenger RNA from Guyanagaster necrorhizus, 1095 nucleotides. Its product is annotated as RRS1-domain-containing protein. Gene Ontology annotation, molecular function: protein binding. Gene Ontology annotation, biological process: ribosome biogenesis. The record is from RefSeq and is a predicted model, not a curated record. Bases 39 to 995 code for a protein of 318 amino acids. The transcript is spliced from 5 exons. Gene Ontology annotation, cellular component: nucleus. NCBI's taxonomy places the organism in Eukaryota, Fungi, Basidiomycota, Agaricomycetes, Agaricales, Physalacriaceae.
AUUUUCUUCUUUGCAGCUUCCUCAUUUAAAUAACCACCAUGGACGUCUCGAAUAUUUUGGCUUCACAUGCCGCCAAAUAUCAGUCGGUAACGGUCGAAAAGGAAACGUCACUUGACGUUGAUGUAGGGUACCUCACAGUAGUAGACCCGAAUCCCAUUGACGAGGACAGCUAUAAAUCCAAUCUUGAAGAACACCUGCAGUCGCUAGCACGCGACGGCAUACAAUCACUGCUUUCGUCUCUUUUCACGCUUCCUACCAAAAGCUCUGACGAUGGUCCCUUGGCCCAGCUACCACCUCCAAAAAUUCAGCUACCCCGUGCUAAGCCUCUGCCAAAGCCCAAACCACCCACCAAAUGGGAGCAAUUUGCUGCAGCGAAGGGUAUUCAAAAGAAGCGAAAGGACAGGAAAGAGUGGGAUGAGGAAAGACAAGAGUGGGUUAACAGGUGGGGAAAGGACGGGAAGAAUAAGCAGACUGAAGAGCAAUGGAUUACAGAAGUGCCUCUCAAUGCCGAUGUGGAUUACGACCCUCGGAAAGUAGCUCGCGAGGAGCGCAAAGCAAGAGUGGCUAAAAACGAAAAGCAGCGACAAGGAAACCUUGCUCGUGCACAGGGCCCUUCGUCCUCAGUAGCAGACACAAAUCCUCGCGAACAACGGAAGAAGGAGAUAACCAAAUCACUUUCUUCAGCACGGAUAAGCACGGCAAGUAUGGGUCGCUUCGAUAAAAAACUCGAGGGCGAAAAGAAAAUUCGUGGUGUGAAACGGAAGUUCGAUGCCAAUGAGCAACCUGUUGAACAUGAAAAGAACGCAUCCCUGGCGCUGCUAUCCAAAAUGGAGAGCGACGCCAAAAAGACGAGAGCAGCUCCGCCAUCUGGAGACGGUGUCGUCAAUGUUCGGAAGGCUGUAAGAUUCGCAAGUAAAGGCCAAGGAGGUAUUGCUCUCGGUAGAGAGUCGUCCGGCGGGAGCACGAAGCGUAAACAGGGUGCAAAAAGAAGAUGAUCUGAUGACUUUUUAUAUUUGUCUACACCUACCUGAAAAUACUUAUUCGUGUGGGCUCGCUGAGAUAUGUCCGACAAAUAUUAAUAUUUUAUGUGAGUUA